AUGACAACUACGCACACGGAAUUCGACGGAGGUGAAUCGCAGGGGCUCCAUCGCAUCUGCAACACCUCGGUGGGUGAUCAUUUUGACGGUACGACUAUGACGUGCGCAGCACGAGUUGCAACUCCGCAAGGGGGGCCCAAUGACGGCUCUUCUUAUUGCAGCGUUGCCCAUCUCCCUGACGAAGCACCGUCGCAUCAAAUGGGUGCCACCGUGUUGGAGACGGACGUCGGGCGUCAGUCGCAAUCGAGUGAAGUGAGGCAGUGCUCAGGGUCGGAUGCGCCGCGCCAUGUCUUGCCGCAAUGCAUGGGGGAGAGCCGUGCGCCAGAUGGAUCGUCAGAGAACACGUCACCCUCUGUUUCUCUCAAUGCCAGUUUGGGGCCUCCGAAGCGGCUCUGCGCUGGUCCCACACGGGCGGCAGUGGACGCAAUUAUGGCAGAAGAGUGCCGUGAGUGGGUUGCAAAAGUCGUUGGCGCAGCAUACAACACCGAGGUGCUGCGCGAAGCGAAUUUUGUAGAUGCGUUACGCAGUGGUGUGGUGCUGCUCGUGCUGCUUCAGAAACUACGUGACCCCCCUGUGCCCGACGAGAGCCUGCAGGUGCCAAAGCGGACCACAGGCUUCUACGCUCGCGAUAACGUCGUCACAUUCCUAGAAAAGGCGGCGGCUGCCUACCACCUUGUGGAGGCGCAGCUGUUUACAGAUUCGGACCUUUGCGAUGGGAAGAAUGAUCGAGCCGUCGUGACUUGCCUCCUUGCAAUUGCUCGCAUAGCCUACGCGCGUGGAAGCACGAAACUUGCCCCGGCGAUGAUCGUCUACGAGCAAGAAAUUGACGCCAAGUGGAAGAAUGUCUCACAACAGCAAAUCGAUGAGUUAAUCCGAGAGGCAGAGGCUUCCGAAGUGGAGUCCGAGGAACCGCCCGCAGCAGACGAGGGGCAGUAUGUCGGCAACUGCGCGGUGGAAACAUCUACAGGUCGGCUGCAGCUCACAUCAAUUGUGUAUGAGGCUCCAACAGGGAUGCUCAGUGCUGUGAAUGCCAAAGGAGGAGAGGAAGGAGGAACAUGCGAAGAGGUGCCAAUAGACCUAGGCGAGGGCGCCACAGCUCCAUCUGUUCCAGAGGAGACCAUGGCAACAACGACAAUGGCAACGAUGGUAACAACUGGCGAGCCAUCAGUGGACGUGGAAGGGAAAACGAUUGGGGUUGUGAAUGCGGCGCUGCUGGCGAAGACUCGUGAGAAAAAGGGUGGCACGGUCUUUUACCUACGCGGUGGUGCCAUCGGAAAGAAUCUGCGUGAGCUGCGUACUGCGCCUGUGCCUGUGUCAACGAGCAAAAAGACACCAACGGUGUCGGCAAAGCUGGAGGGGCAACCGAAGCCAGGCAAGCCGGAAUCCAACGCGCGGAAGGUGAACUUAUCGGUGGUCCCAAAGUACUACCCACGACGGGGAGACGAAAUUGAUAUGCGUCUCAGUGUCAUUCUCAACACCCAUUUUGUGCAUUGCCCGCAUUCGCCGAUUCGGUUCCGUCGGCUGUCGGCGAAUUCAGGGGAGUACGUAGUGUAUCAUCGCAUUACUGGGCAUAAACGAUUAGUGUUAGCUCGCAUCCUGCAAGGGCGGUUGAUGAUCCGACAGUCUGGCUCCAUCACGAGUGGUGCGCCCGCCUGGGAAGAGCUUCGGUCCUGGUUGACACGCUACGAAAAGGAAUUUUAA
Molecule: messenger RNA, 1701 nt
Organism: Trypanosoma rangeli
Lineage: Eukaryota; Euglenozoa; Kinetoplastea; Trypanosomatida; Trypanosomatidae
Exons: 1
Coding region: 1-1701 (566 amino acids)
Biological process (GO): actin crosslink formation
Cellular component (GO): actin filament
Molecular function (GO): cytoskeletal adaptor activity; actin filament binding
Source: RefSeq, a predicted model, not a curated record